Egretta garzetta (little egret) is the source of this 1376-nucleotide messenger RNA. It is a transcript of the gene YIPF3, whose product is annotated as Yip1 domain family member 3. Lineage: Eukaryota; Metazoa; Chordata; Aves; Pelecaniformes; Ardeidae. Gene Ontology annotation, cellular component: Golgi apparatus. The transcript is spliced from 6 exons. Bases 575 to 1192 code for a protein of 205 amino acids. The record is from RefSeq and is a predicted model, not a curated record.
UCUGCCCCCCAGAGCGAGCAAGCUGGGGUGGGCAGCCUGGCAGUAAGGCUCAGAUGUGGGGAAAGACGCUGUGCUGUGUCCCAGUGUCCCCCCAUGAGGUCCCCCAGGUGGGCUGGCAGCACUGUCACCCCACAUUGCUGCUCAAGGGCAGGAAAAAGGGCUUCGGGUAUCUUCAACCUUUUACUACUCAGGUGCGUUACGUGGCUUCUCUUGGGUUUGCAAACACAGCCAUAUCCAAAAGGGCAAAAUUUUGUGAGGCUGGAUGAAGAAAGGUGCCCUUCCUUCCUGCUGUUGUGUCAAUGAUCUCUUACCCCUGAGUGAAUCCCUAAAUGUUUUCAUUGAAACCCCUCCUCAGCAAAGUUAACCCAGUGACAGUAAGGUGCUUCCCCUUUAGUUACCUUAUGUGACCCUUUAGAAGGAACUUCUGUCCCCCAAGGCCUGUGACCACAGCCAAAAACAUUGGUAAUGGGUGUAUUGGGUCUUUUACUUUUGAACAAUUUUGUUAACCAUGCUCUUGUCCUCCCUGCUCCUGAUGUCGUUCCCUGCUUGGCUGUGAUGCAGACUGCUGGAGUCCAUGAUUCCUGUGAAGAUGAUUAAUUUCCCACAGAAGAUUGCAGGUGAGCUUUAUGGACCCCUCAUGCUGGUUUUCACACUGGUGGCCAUCCUUUUGCAUGGGAUGAAGACCUCGGACACCAUCAUUAGGGAAGGCACGCUGAUGGGCACAGCUAUUGGCACCUGCUUCGGUUACUGGUUGGGCGUCUCCUCUUUCAUCUAUUUCCUGGCAUAUCUGUGCAACGCCCAGAUCACAAUGGUGCAGAUGCUGUCGCUGUUGGGCUAUGGCCUCUUUGGACACUGCAUCACUCUCUUUGUCACCUAUAAUAUCCACUUCCAUUCCCUCUUCUAUGUCUUCUGGUUGGGUGUUGGUGGACUGUCUACACUACGAAUGGUUGCUGUGUUGGUGUCGCGCACCGUGGGGCAUACCCAGCGGCUCAUCCUAUGUGGGACCCUUGCUGCUCUGCAUAUGCUUUUCCUCCUCUAUCUGCACUUUGCUUAUCACAAGGUGGUAGAAGGUAUCCUGGACACAUUGGAAGGACCCAACAUGCCACCCUUUCAGAGAGUUGCCAGAGACAUUCCAGUUGUUUCCAAUGCUGUACUGAACACAACAGCCAAAGCCGUUGCAUUGACCCUGUAGUUGCACAGGCUUGGACUUACUUCCUUAACUACUUUCGGGGCUGCAUAGGGCCAUAAUAACCCGCUGCCUCUUAGGAACUGGACAGAACAGCAGGAAGAAAAUUUGGUUUUGUUUUCCUGGACCUGUCCUUUGGGUUGCAGUUUUGGGCAGCUGAGUGGACUGCACCUCAGUGACUCAGAAGAAG